This is a messenger RNA of Macrobrachium nipponense, 6235 nucleotides long. RefSeq lists its product as uncharacterized. The record is from RefSeq and is a predicted model, not a curated record. Gene Ontology annotation, molecular function: DNA binding; protein binding. The transcript has 24 exons. NCBI's taxonomy places the organism in Eukaryota, Metazoa, Arthropoda, Malacostraca, Decapoda, Palaemonidae. Bases 230 to 5887 code for a protein of 1885 amino acids.
UUCUUCUUCUUUAGAAAACGUCACGCCGUAGUAAACGCUAAACAACAACCUGGACUUUCACGAUACGCUCUUCAAAAAUUGAAAAUAUUCGUUUUUACUUUUCCAAGAGUUUUACGCAAUAUUAAUAUAACGGCGUGUCAACAGAACGGCUCUUCGCGAAUCUUGUGAGUCAUUUGUUCAGUUUCAUGCCUCUAAAGAUUGCCAGAAGUUGGUUGUAGUAAACUUGAAAAUGGAGCACAAUCAUCCUGUACAUGAAGAUUUCGUUAUGGAUAAAAGACGUGUUGCAAGAAUUCCCAGUAUCUUUGAUUCUGAUGAUGAAGAAGAUGAUACUUCUCAAAAUACUGGUUUCUCACAGGAAGACAACUCAGAUGGUGAUGAUCAUUGUAAGUCACCAGUUGCUGGACAAUCAUGUGUUGAGGAAUCAACUUCAAGGAUGGCAAGGGAAGAAAAUGAAGAGAUGUCAGAUGUGGAAGAUGAGAACAAAAGUGAAAAUGACUCCAGUCAUGGUGAAAGUAAAACCAGUGUAAAAGACAAUGACGGAGAUGAUGAACAGGAUGCAUUAGACACAGAUGAAGAGCAAAAUUCUAAGAAUUUCGAGGAGGUCACAGAUAGGGGUUCUGCUCUUAGUUAUAAUGUGGAUGAUGAAGAAAUUUUGGAAGAGGAAGAAGGUGAAGUUGUAAAAGAUAAUGAUAGUAGUGCUGUAAAUGAGGUUGAAGAUGAGAAAGAACCCCUUGAUGAGGACGAAGAUAUGGAAUAUAGAGGGGAUAGUAAUGGUGUUAAUGAUUCAAAUGAUAAUAGUGAUGAAUUUGGUGAAGUGGAGGAGCAUGAAAAUUUGGUUGAUGAAGAGUUUCUUUCUGAUGAGGAAAUGGAUGAUAAAGAUGAGGAGGACGAGGAAGACUUUGAAGAGGAAUUAGUAAGUGUUGAAGGUAAUGAGGUUAAUAAACAUGAUCAAGAAGAAGGUGACGAUGAAAUGGAAGAUUUUGAUGAUCUAGAAGACCUAAAUGAUGCAGAAGAUAAUACUGAAGAUAUAGAGGAAGGGGACGAGACUGAAAAUGAAUUGGAGGAUGAUGAAGGUAUUGGUGCUAGAAUGGAUGAAAAUGACACUGGAGUUGUUAGAGAUGAUGUUACUGAUGAAGAGUCAUUAAUUGAUGAGGAAGAAGAAGCAGCUAUGGUAGAAAAUGAGGCAAAUGAUAGUUUAGAGACUUCAACUAGUGACAAGGAUAUUGAAGAAACUGAAGAAGUUUGUAGUAAUGGUGAAUUGAUUGAAGAAGUUUGCAGUAAUGAUGAAUUGGUUGAAGAAGUUGGCAGUACUGAGGAAUUAGUUGAAGUUGGUAGUAGUGGUGAAAGGAUGGAUAAAAAACGUAGUAGUACGUGUGAAAUUUCUGAUAGUUGUAAGGUUGGUGAUGAAGCAGGCACCAACAGUGUUGACAAUGACAAGGAAGAAGAGUUUGAUAAUAAAGAUGACAGCUCUGUCUAUGAAGACGGAAGUGAUGGCUAUAUCAUUGAUUUGAAUGGCAGUGAAGAGGAAAGUGGUCAAGAGGGUACAAAGCUUGAGGAUAGAGAAGAUAUAAUUGAUUCUUCAACCUCCUGUUCUUCUUUUGGCUCAGAGGGCAAAUCAAAGUUUGUAAAGACUAAGGAGGUCUCUCAAACAAAUUUAGAACCUGAAAUAACAAAUCAGAAUGAUGACAUGGAAAAUUCUCCCAAACCUCCAGAAACAAUGGAGGUUACUAGUGAAUUUGCUUCAGAUCAGACAGCUAUGAAGGAAAAUGUACUCAAAGACAAGGUACCAGAGACAACUGUAAGGAGAAAAAUUCCCCUAAUUAGAGUUCCUGUGCGAAUUGAAGACAUUUACACUGAUUCAGAGGAUGAUUCAAAAAAGACCCCAAAAGAUGCCAAAACUAGUGAAAUCAAGGACGACAAUGACCAAGAUGACCAAAACAAUAUUGUCUCUGUCAUUUCUCAGUCUGAAAAUGUUGAUCCAGAAUCUUUGUCACCAGAUUCAGCUGCUCAGGCAUGCUCUUCUAAAGGUGAACGUCCAAGAAUCUGGGUAUCAUCUUCAUUAUUUGAUAAGAAAAAUGCAUCAAAGUCUGUAGAUAAAAUUCCCAUUGAUGUUGAGCCUCAUGCUACCAAGUCUGUACGCCCACACAUUAGGACUCAGAAAAGUUUCAAUAAAGAAAAAUGCCUCUUUGCCCUGAAACAAGGUUGGAGGCGUGAGAUGGUGCAUCGUGCCACUUUUGAUGUAAAUACUCCCAAUAGAGUCAGAGCUGAUAUUUACUAUUAUACUCCGGAAGGAAAAAAACUGAGAUCAAGAGUCGAGAUUGAAGAUUAUCUUUUACGGAAGGGUAUAACUGACCUGACUAUGGACAACUUUACUUUUGCAAAGGAAUCAGUUGGUGGUACUAAUGAGCAAGAACAGAUUCGUCAUGCUGUAAAGGGAACACCUGGCUUAACUCCACGACAGAAGAUUGACACAGCAAACCAAAAUACUAUUACGCCAUCAUUACCAGCAGGGGAAACUGUGAAAAGGGGCAGACCUCGUAAAAUUGCCAAAGGGGAAUCACCUGCCAAGAAGAUGAAAACUGCAUCUACAUUUAAAGUUCCCAUGAUAGAGAAGAAUGAAAACAAGAGCACUACAUUUAGAAAAGCAACAAUACUUAAAGGAAUUGAAAAGUCACUGUAUUCAAAUGUAGUGAAGGUUUCUACUGGUCCUGCAAGACCAUUGACUGCAAUUCAACCAUCACCUACAUGGAAAUCAUCUCCUUCAACCCCCAAAGGUUCACAGAGUUCGAAGACUGAAGCAACUACUUCAACAACGGUGCCACGUAGUCAUUUUAUUAACAAAAAUCAUGUUGUGUUCACAACAAAGCUCUGCAAUUCGAUUGGACUCCCUGUUCGUAUUUUAACACCAAUGUUAUCUGAAAGGACUCGUCAGCAGCUUUUUCAUUGCACUGGACAGUGUCAGCUUGGUGCAGGGACAGUACCAAGCUUGCAGUGUAUAAAAUGUUUGUGUCUCUUCCAUGGUCAGUGCACAUUUAUGCCAGCGGCUACUGUUGAACUUAUUCAGUCAGGAGGUGCUAAGUUUCUCUGCCCUAAUUGUUAUAAGGAAAAUAAAGAAAAUGCUGAUAACUUGAAAUAUACACCUCCAACUCCACAUGAACUCUUAAUUCAAGAUCCCACAUCAUCAGAAUCAGAAACUGGAGAUGAAAUGUAUGAGUCGCCAAGUAAUCUUCUAACAGGUUAUGUAAGAGUAAACUUCAAACGAAAAUUUUCACUUCCCACUCCUCCUUCAUCUCCUGUACCUGAAGUAAAUGGAAAUUUAGAAGACCUCGGAAACAAGGAUGAAGGUAAACAGACUGGUGUGAUGUCCAGUUCCUUCCCAAGUCACUCGUCCACCACAAGUACCCUCUCAUAUGGUCAGCACCAUGUAGCAAGUAAUCCAGUGCUCAACCCAAAUGUUCCAAAUUCUCAAAAUCCUGUGUUGGGAGUGGGCCCUGGAGGACAAAUAGUACAGAUUCCAGCUACUUCUGUUGGGGGUCCACGCUUAAUUUUUGUUCGUCCACCACAGACUAAUUCAAAUGUCCAACACAUGCCUCAAGUAGGACCUAGAGCUGUUUAUAUUCCAUCAAUAGGAGGUCAGGUACCACUUAUGUUGUCUGGUGCUGGAUCCUCUUACAGUACUCCACCAACCCAUUAUGUGAAUGGAAGUAAUCCUCCUGCAUCAUCCCAGUUGUAUGUUAAUUCUGGUGUAGAGUAUUCACACCCAAUGUCAUCAACUAUGGCUCCGGUGUCUAUGCAAGAAAAACAAAAAACGCCACCAAGGUCUCAUACUAAGGUAAUUGCAUCUCAAAAGAAAAAUUUCUUUCAAGAAUUGAGUAUGAGCUACCAACUUCUGUUACGAGUCUUCAAGUACCUGAAUGCUAAAGAUUUAUUAGUCACAUCAUGUGUGUGUUUAAUGUGGAGAGAUUUAUCCUACAGUUCUGCUCUUUGGAGCACAUUAAGGUUACGGAACAUAUGCGUUAGGAACUGGAAUUUGCUUGCUAUGUUUCUUGAAAGAAGAAAUACAAGAAACAUUGACCUUCGUAAAAUGGUAUUCAGAAUAAAUUCCUCGGCUGCGGACCAAGAGGAGUACUCAAAAGCAGACUCUUCAUUUGAUUCACCUACUGUUCAAAAUACAUAUUCCUCAAAAAAUAAAAGACUUUCAGGGGAAAGCUACACAACAGAGAACAAAGGUGAUCUUAAGGAUGAAGAUGCACCUCAUGAUAAUCAGCCCAUGGAUUUGUCUUCAUCUUCCUCAAAGAGAGUAGUAUCUCCUGUUAAAGAAGCUUCUGUCAGUCCUGAGAAAACAUUUUCUUCAAAUGCUGAAGGUGAAAUUGUUUCUAGUUUUGCAAAGCAAGAUAGUAUGAUGCCUAUUAAAGGGAAUUCUGAAAGUCCUUCAGUAGAUUUUGCUGGGUCUUCCCUUAAAAAUACUGAACUAUCCACCAAAGAAGGCUUAUGUAGCUCUGCGAAAGUCACUGAAAGUAAUGUUGAAAAUUUGUCUGCAAGUUGUACUAAAGAGGGUUCUCUUCUUGUUACUGGUUUAACCACAGACAGUGAUGUUACAGAGAGAAAAUAUGUUAAAGAAACUGAUAAAGAUCAUUCAAAAACCCAAAGUACAGUUGGCAAUAAGGGUGAUAACCCCUCAGGUAAUAGUAAGUUAAGAUCUGAAGAGAACAUCAUAAACAUUUCUUCUUGUAGUGAGGAAGAGCCAAUGGAGAUUGAUGAUUUACCAAUUGAUAAUACAGAAGUUACCAGUAAAGUAAGCAGAAAUGAUGGGGAAGUCCAGGAAAAAGUGAAUGGUAAGCAGCAGGUGCGUGUUGACAAACUACCUUACAAGAGCACUCCUAUUGCUUCUGAUUGCAUAAGUGAAAGGAUUCGGCAGAAAAGGGAAGGAAAAAUUAUAGUGGCUGCUGUCACAGAGGAUGAUAACAUUGCUACAAAAAAGAUGGAGAUGGACACAUGGCGUCAUAUUUGUGAGGCUUUAGGAACUGUAAGGUGCUUAAGAUCUGUUGUUCUCCCACCUUGUAUGCCUGAGGUGCUGCAUCUGAUGCUCAGCAACUGCAAAAACGUUACCUCAGUUACAGCAGCAGAUAUAAUUUCAUCCUCGGAUGUAGAAUUUGAUCCUGCUUAUUUUAUGGAAGCUCCAAGACUAAAGGAGAUCAGAAUAGGAUCAGCUCAGGGCCUCUCCUUCACCACAAAUUUCAAUUUUAUCAAAUUGCAAGAACUGAAAGUUUUAGUUGUAAAGGGUUAUGUUGGUAGCUGCUGGCCAUAUUUAGGUACAAACCUGACUUCCCUCCAUCUUGGUCCAUGUCACAAUUUCACUCAUCAAACAUGGAUGAAUAUUGGCAGCAUGAAAAAUCUUAGAGCUUUAUGGCUGGAAGAUGGAGGAUCAUCAACUGAUAACCACAUGGUUGAAGCCAUAAAUCAGCUAACUCAGUUGCGUCGUUUGUGCCUUUUUAAUUUUGUGGUUGGGGUGAAAUUAGGUAUUGCUUUGAAAAAGCUUACUAAAUUGGAACGUCUAUUUGUCCUUCAGAAUUCAUCUGGUGAGGAGAAUAUGGGUGUAAAGAAUCACAACAUGUUAGCCGUGACUGAGCAUCUGAGAUAUGUCGACGAGUUGGUUUGGGCAGUUUCUUCACAGGAUGUCAAAGUUAUCAAUGGUGUAGAUCACAUGCAUAUAUCAAGCCCAAAAGUGAAGAGUUACCCAAGUCUUUCAGCAAAGGAAAAUGCAAGUGACCAGUGGCCCUUAAAGUUGAUAGAAACUGUAAUCAAGCGCCAUCUUCCCAAUACUAAUGUUCGCAUAAUGAAACUUGAUCCAGCUACUGCUACUCGUAUGGCAUUGUCCACUUUGUGAUGCAUCGAGUACAAAGGAAGUUUUUUUGACAAGUCUCUAUGUUUAUGGUUUUAGCAAGUGGCAGAAAUAUGCUGUUCUAUACCGAGACUUUUCUACAGUGGUAGUAGUUUUUAUCAGUAUUUUGUUUGAAAAUAUUUUGUCCUUUCAUUCAUAUUUUUAUUAUCCAGAAGUUGUAAAUAUACAUGAUUAGAUUUAGCAAAGUUUUAACCUAUCAUCUUGUAAAGAUUGUAUUCAGAUCAACUGAAUGUUGUUUCAAUCUGCACUUUUGUUAACAAUUAUUAUUUAAAGAUAAGUACCAUGUACAAAGAUUUUAUCAAGUUUUCUAAAAAAAAUAAUUUUUUUAAUGUA